CUUUUCCCGAUGAUUAUCUAUCAUCAGAACAAACUUGUUUUUAGCUUUCUUCCUUUCACCCUCUAAAUUAUUUUCUCAUGGCCGAUGGACUUGUUCCAUCGGUUCUUGGUUCCUUGAAUUCCAUCCUCCUAUCCGAGAUAGGAUCCGUGUUGUCCUGUCGCAAAGAGCUACAAGAUCUUUCUAGUGCGUUCAAAGCCAUUCAAGCCGUUCUUCGCGAUGCUGAGAGGAAACGGCGAAAGGAAGAGGCUCUGAGCGACUGGCUGGAGAAGAUCAAAGAUGUGGCCUAUGACGUGGAAGACUUGCUGGACCAGUACAAAGCCGAAUCCCUCAGACAUGAAAAUGAAGAGAGCGGAAUCCCACCUUUUGCAAAGCGGGUAUGUAACUCUGUCUUACGUACUCUUAGUGUAGAUGAAACAGUCGAUGAACUGGGCUUUCAUGUUAAAUUGGGCAUUGAGAUGGGGCGUAGAUUAAAAAAUGUUAGAGAAAGGCUCAAUGCUAUAUGUAGAGAGAAGUCUAACUUUCAUUUGGAAGAAAGCAUAGAUAGCAAGAUGGAGAUGGUGGAGAGAAAAACUAGUUCCUUGGUUGAUGAAACGGAGAUUAUUGGUAGGACUCCAGAUAAGGAAAGGAUCAUACGCUGGUUGUUAAAUGAUAUUAAUCAUGUCAGUUAUGACAUUCCCGUCAUUUCUAUAAUUGGUUUAGGGGGAGUAGGAAAGACUACUCUCGCUCAAUUAAUAUAUAAUGACCAGCGAGUUAUUGGGCACUUCUCUAAAAUGAUGUGGGUCCAUGUUUCAGAUAAUUUUAAUGAGACUAAGAUUUGUAAUGCAAUUAUUGAAGCGGUGGAGGGUCGGCCUCCUCCUGUUUUCUUGGAAUGGCAAAUGGUGCAAACUCAUCUACGGAAUGUCUUGAAAGGAGAGCAAUAUUUUCUUGUGCUUGAUGACAUCUGGAAUGAAGAUGAAGACAAGUGGGAUAAAUUGAGGCUUCCUUUGAAAGACGGGGAUAUUGGAAGUAGAAUUUUGAUCACCACUCGCAAUAAAACCGUGGCAAAAACUAUGCGAGCCACGAAGUGGCAUCAACUGGCACCCCUAUUAGAAAGAGAUUCUUGGUCAUUGUUCAGUCACAUUGCUUUUGGGGAAAGAAAAACAGAGGAAAAUGCUGAGUUUGAAGAAAUUGGCAAAGAAAUUGCAAGAAAAUGUGACAGAAUACCUCUUAUUAUAAAGAGAAUAGCAAAUGUGUUGCGUUUCCAGAGGACGAAAAGGGAGUGGGAGCAUGUGUUGGAGACUGAAACAUGGGAUUUUCCAAAUGUUACAAGAGGCAUUGUAUUUGACCUUCAAUUAAGCUAUGAAAAUAUGCCCCCGUACUUGAAGCGUUGCUUUGCCUUUUGUUAUGUAUUUCCGAAGGAUCAUGUUAUAGAGAGGGAGACAUUAAUUAAGUUGUGGAUGGCCCAGGGCUUUCUUCCAGAGGAAAGUGCAGCAAUGGAAUGUACAGGCGAUGGGUAUUUUUACGAUUUACUAGGGCGAUCCUUGUUUGAUGCUCCUAUUACAGACCGCUUUGGCAAUAUCAUGCACUUUCAGAUAAUGGAUGUUGUUCAUGAGUUCUUCCAAACUGUCAUGAGAGAAUGCUAUACCAUGAACAUGGAAUUGUCGAACAACAUCCCCCUGCAUGUGCGCCAUGUCUCAUUGAAAUGCAGUGACGAUUUAUCUUCAAUUCCAGGAAACUUGUGCAAAGCCAAGAAUCUGCGCACGCUCCUGUUCAUUGGGUGGUCAAGAAUCACUGUGCUGGCUGAUGAUUUUUUUGAAAAUUUCAGGUACCUCAGAGCAUUAGAUUUGAGUGGUACAAAAUGUUCUCAUCUUCCAAAGUCCUUGAAGAACUUGAAACUUUUAAGAUACCUUAACUUAUCUGCUACUGAAGUUGCGUUGCUGCCUGAUUUCAUAUGCGGACUGUAUUUGUUGCAAACCUUGAAACUUAAUGCGUGCCGCCAACUGCCUGAACUUCCCAAAGAGAUGUGGAAACUGGCAAGGCUAAGACAUCUGGAAAUUGAAAAUACCUGGCAAUUGCAGGCUUUACCCCAUGGGAUUGGAAGAUUAACUUCACUUAGAACAUUGUCAAAGUUUAUUGUUGGGAAAGGGAUGGAAUGCAGGAUUGGGGAACUUAAAAACCUCAAUCUCCUCCAAGGAAAGUUAGCAAUAUACCAUUUGGAGAGGGUGUUAAAUGAGAGUGAUGCCAAGGAAGCAGAACUAAUGAAUAAGAAACACCUUCGCCACUUGGAAUUGUAUUUUGGCCGGGGACUGUCAGCACUAGUGUUUGGAAGUUCAGAAAUGUCAGUCGGGAUUAAAGAAAAGAUCAGUGAGGGUGUGUUGGAAGGCCUUCGGCCCCAUACAAAUCUAAAAGAGCUGAAUAUAUCAGGUUACAUGGGAUUGAAAUUCCCGGGAUGGAUGGAAGAUGCAUUGUUCUCCAACCUAGUUAAUGUGACUCUUCGUAACUGCCAUGACUGCAUAAAACUACCAGCACUUGGGACACUUCCAUCCCUUAAAUACCUUACCAUAGCAGAAAUGACUAAGGUGGAAUUCAUCGGUCCGGAGUUCUACGGGAACAUCGACGGUAGAGACGUAACAGGUGCAGCUCCAGCAUUCCCCAAGUUGGAGACACUCGUUUUGAAUGGAAUGGCAACAUUGAGGGAGUGGGUUGGGAGUGAAGAUGGAGGAAUGCCGUCUCUCCUUGAACUACGUAUUGCAAAUUGCCCCAUGUUAAUGAAAGUGCCCUUAUUCCUUCAUGGUAAACUGUGGAAAGUAGAUAUUGAAUUACCAAGCAAAUACUGGACAUCGUGCAUUUCAGAAUCUGUCGAGUGUUUGGUUGUAGACGGCAUCAGUGGCAGGCUUAUGUCCUUCAGAAACAACAUUGAGCCCUACAUCAGAGACAUCGAUAUGAUCCACCUGCCGUUAUCUUGGAACCUCAAGUACUUGGUGAUUAAAAACUCACCAUAUUUUGAGUUUCCCGUUGGGAUACAAAAUCUCCCUGGGCUCCAGAUACUCCACGUUACAAACUGCCGAAAACUGACACAUCUGCCUAAAGAGCUCAGAGACCUCUGUAACCUUCGUCAACUGAAGGUCAUGCACUGUCCAAAUUUAGAAAAAUGGUGUGGAAAAUAUGCAGAGGACGAUCAGCAACUAGCAAUGUCACACAUCCCUAAUAUCUGGAUCGGCAACCGAGAGAUCAAGCGAGAUGGGCAAGAAAUCGCUGGACAUGAAGUGGCGGAAUGACGCAUCGGGCCUGAGGGAUUCAACUGUAGUAAAACAGUUGCAGAUAUCAAUCUACACUAUCCAUCAAAUGAUACUCCUCUUCCAAUCAACACUGACGCCGGAAAGUCAUAACAGUCGGUAAGUUGUGGCUGAAGGUGGAGCAACCAUGGAGGUUUGUUACCACACUUCUCCCGCAUUUAUUUUGGAUUGUAAGGCAUGUAUGCCAAUGUGUGUUGGUGUGAAACUCUUCAACUCCAAGGACAGUAUACUUUGGAUUUUUAAGGCCUGUAAUGGUGUGAAAUUCUCUACUCCAAGCACAGUAAGACUGUAAUAUUUGUGUUGUGUGGAUGUUUC
Molecule: messenger RNA, 3590 nt
Organism: Magnolia sinica
Lineage: Eukaryota; Viridiplantae; Streptophyta; Magnoliopsida; Magnoliales; Magnoliaceae
Product: putative disease resistance protein RGA3
Exons: 3
Coding region: 78-3257 (1059 amino acids)
Biological process (GO): defense response to other organism
Molecular function (GO): protein binding; ADP binding
Source: RefSeq, a predicted model, not a curated record